CACUUGGACCCAGACAUCUGACUUCAUAAUAACUACUGGCGCCUUCCCCACGCGUCGAUGAUCGUGAACUCCCUCUGACUUUUCUGCUUGCCUUUCGUCACUUGUUCCUCUUCCUCCACAUUCUCAGAUACCCCUUUCUUCCUCCAAAAUACUCCCGAAACACCUAAUAUUGCCAUAAAGAACAACAGUCACCAUGACGAGCAACGGACAACAGCAGAAUAAGCAGGAUGUGAUCAACACCGACAUCAUCACCCUCACACGAUUCCUCACAGAAGAGCAGUCGAAACACAAGGAGGCCACCGGUGACUUCACACUUCUUUGCCACGCCCUCCAAUUCGCAUUCAAGAGCAUUGCCUAUUAUAUUCGGAGAGCCUCGUUGGUCAAUCUUACUGGGUUGGCUGGUCAAUCAAAUGCCACUGGCGACGACCAGAAGAAGCUUGACGUAAUCGGCGAUGAGCUCUUCAUCUCCGCUAUGCGCUCCUGCGGUCGCGUGCGUGUUUUGGUCUCCGAGGAGCAGGAGGAGUUGAUCACCUUCGACGAAUUCCCCACUGCGCGUUACGCCGUAGCCUGCGAUCCGAUCGAUGGCUCUUCCAACCUCGACGCCGGAGUUUCAGUCGGUACCAUCUUUGCCGUAUACAAGCUGGCAGAGGAUGCUAAGGGCACAAAAGAGGACCUCCUGAAGCCUGGCACAGAAAUGGUUGCUUCCGGUUUCACCAUGUACGGUGCAUCGGCGCAGCUCGUCAUCACAAUGAAGGGCGGCAAUGUCAACGGCUUCACACUUGACACCGCAUUCGGCGAGUUCAUCCUCACACAUCCUGACAUGCAGAUCCCCAAGGCGCGCGCGAUCUACUCCGUCAACGAGGGUAACUCACUGUACUGGGAGGAGCCCGUUAAGGAGUACAUUAACAGCCUAAAAUACCCACAAGAGGGCGGCAAGCCAUACAGCGCGCGUUACAUUGGCUCCAUGGUAGCGGACGCGUACCGAACACUAUUGUACGGCGGCAUCUUCGCGUAUCCAGCAGACAAGAAGAGCCCUAAGGGCAAGCUGCGUAUUCUGUACGAGUGCGCGCCCAUGGCUAUGGUCUUUGAGAACGCUGGCGGCAAGGCUGUCAACAGUAAGAUGGAGCGCAUGCUUGAUGUUGUGCCCGAGCACAUCCACGACCGAUCGGGUAUCUUCAUGGGUUCGGAACAGGAGGUGCAGAAAGUUAUCGACGUCCACAGCAAGCACCAAAAAUAAGCGUAUCUUGAAGAUAUUGGUUAUUCCAGCGAGUUUGUUUGGCAAAAGCAUUGGGCCACUACAUAUUUAGUAUGUUGUGAAUGAACCUAUUAUGACAUGCAGAUGAACUCUUGAUCCAUUCUUACAUGCGUGUUGAGGAUCGACAGCACGGCGAAGGUGGUGUUGGUGGCUUUUCUGUACCCCGCCUGACCGUCGUUCAUGGCGUUCUUAGAACCAGCCAUAGAGAGGGCUGAUUGACAAUCAACAA
Messenger RNA from Boeremia exigua, 1484 nucleotides. Its product is annotated as fructose-1,6-bisphosphatase class 1/Sedoheputulose-1,7-bisphosphatase. The transcript is spliced from 4 exons. Gene Ontology annotation, biological process: fructose metabolic process; fructose 1,6-bisphosphate metabolic process; sucrose biosynthetic process. The record is from RefSeq and is a predicted model, not a curated record. Lineage: Eukaryota; Fungi; Ascomycota; Dothideomycetes; Pleosporales; Didymellaceae. Gene Ontology annotation, molecular function: fructose 1,6-bisphosphate 1-phosphatase activity. Gene Ontology annotation, cellular component: cytoplasm; cytosol. Bases 194 to 1237 code for a protein of 347 amino acids.